Molecule: messenger RNA, 5516 nt
Organism: Xenopus tropicalis (tropical clawed frog)
Lineage: Eukaryota; Metazoa; Chordata; Amphibia; Anura; Pipidae
Gene: cdc14a
Product: cell division cycle 14A
Exons: 16
Coding region: 644-2371 (575 amino acids)
Biological process (GO): sensory perception of sound
Cellular component (GO): nucleus; kinocilium; spindle pole
Molecular function (GO): hydrolase activity; protein tyrosine phosphatase activity; protein serine/threonine phosphatase activity
Source: RefSeq, a predicted model, not a curated record
GCCAUGGGUUAGUGUACAGGAGAGUAGGGAGCUAAAGGGCCAGUCAGGAGAUGUGUGCUGAGCUCUAUUUUCGCCCUACUGAAGAUUAUUUUUAAUUCUCUAGCAGCUAUUCCUACAUACACAUACUCAGGUAAAGACGUACAAAGUAUACGGAGCGAAAGUCACUCUGGUUAUGAACAACGUAUAUCUCUUUUUAUAGUACAAAUACUAAUCAUGGCUGUGCUGUUCAUGAAUUAUGUAUUGGGAUGAGAUUCUUUUUAUCACAGCAGGGGUUAACGAAGCUCGGAAGUCUGCCCCUCCUUCGUUGGUCAAGAGAAACAAAGCCUUAGAAACGAAGCCCAGCCUUUCAUUGGUUGGUGGUUACUAGGAGCUGGGACUUUAAGACCGUAGCCUAAGCAGAGAAGAAACAGGGGGAGUUAAGUGGGACUUGGCGGAGGAGACCAACCACCGUGUGUGGAAUCGGGACCCCCCCCCUUUAACACAGAGAGUGGGAAAAACUGCGGUAACCUGGAAAGAAGCGAAGGGAGAAUGGAAACAUAAGGGACAAAGGCGACAUCGGUGCUGCCAUGAGGGUGUGAGAGCGCUCCGGAGUGUCACUAUUGGGCGAUGUGAGGGGCACAGGCAGUGUCUCAGUCAUUCUGGCAUGGAGAAUCAGGAGCUCAUCAGCGCAUCGGAGCUCAUUAAAGAUCGCUUAUAUUUUGCUACACUGAGGAACAAACCAAAAAGCACUCUAAAUACUCACUACUUCUGUACAGAUGAGGAGUUUGUGUAUGAAAAUUUCUAUGCAGAUUUUGGGCCUCUGAACCUUGCACAGCUCUACAGAUAUUGCUGCAAACUUAAUAAGAAGCUCAAGUCCUUUAGUUUAUCCAGAAAGAAGAUUGUUCAUUAUACAAGCUUUGAACAGAGAAAAAGAGCAAAUGCAGGCUUUUUGAUCAGUGCAUAUGCGAUUAUCUAUUUAAAGAAGUCUCCAGAGGAGGUAUAUAGAGCUCUUCUUAGUGGGACUAAUGCUCAAUAUCUUCCUUUCAGAGAUGCUUCAUUUGGGAGCUGCACAUAUAACCUUACCAUACUGGAUUGCUUGCAGGGGAUCCGAAAGGCUCUAUACUUUGGCUUCUUUAACUUUGAGAACUUUGAUGCAGAUGAAUAUGAACAUUAUGAGAGGGUUGAGAAUGGUGAUUUUAAUUGGAUUGUUCCUGGCAAGUUUUUGGCAUUCAGUGGGCCCCACCCAAAAAGUAAAAUUGAAAAUGGUUAUCCCCUUCAUGCACCCGAAGCUUACUUCCCAUAUUUCAGAAAACAUAAUAUCCGGGCUGUCAUCCGAUUGAACAAGAAAAUUUAUGAUGCCAAACGAUUCACCGAUGCAGGAUUUGAUCAUUAUGACCUGUUCUUUGUGGAUGGGAGCACCCCUAGUGAUGGAAUAGUGCGGAGAUUCCUGAACUUGUGCGAGAACACUGAUGGAGCUAUUGCUGUACACUGCAAAGCUGGCCUAGGCAGAACAGGAACCCUCAUUGCUUGCUACAUUAUGAAGCACUACAGACUUACACACUCCGAAGCCAUUGCAUGGAUCCGAAUAUGUAGGCCUGGUUCUAUCAUCGGACCCCAGCAGCACUUUUUGGAAGAGAAGCAGACCUGGCUAUGGCUUCAGGGUGACCUUCACAGAAGUAAUCAGAAACAGAUUCAGUCAGAGGAUCAGGCUGUAACACGGAUUUUGACCGACUUUGGGGAGUUGUCUUUGUCGGGGAAGUUCUCUAGCAAUAACAUUUACGAACGAGACAGAGAGAUUAACUCUGACGAUGAACUGGAUCACAGCAAUGGGUUAACCCAGGGAGACAAACUUCGUGCCUUAAAGAGCAGAAGACAUCCACGAUCUGCGACUACUGGUGCACUGCGGCUGGAAGACAUGAAACCACACACGAGAUCUACAUCACAGCCUUUCAGGGUACUUGCUUCCAACAGCACACAGGGAUCCAUGUCUCCUCUGAAGUCAUCAAGAGUUACUUCUUCCACAUCGGCCGUUGGAAGAAGGGUUGCACAGAGCCCGAGAUCAACCAAUAGCAAAGGUGGAGGUUUCUCAGCAAAUAUGCGGUUUGCUGGCUCCCUUGGAAAUCUGAAUUCAGCUUUGGAAGAGAUAGAGAGCGCCCGUCGCCCUUAUACUAACCGAGCCAUCAGUUCCCAGGCGGUACCCUCCAACCUCUACAUUUCCCACUCUCGUGUCAGAAGUCAAGGCGAGCUAAACAACAAUCGCAACCAGAAUGUCCCCAGCACACCUAGUGAUAUGUAUGGAUCGUUCCGACCCUCAUACACAGGCCUCUCCUCCAGUCCACGUUACCUGAGCCGUUCUAUUCCUUCCCUUCAGUCUGAAUAUGCCCAGCACUGAAUGUUCACAGAUUCCAGUUAACCGUUUCUCAGUGGCAGAAUCUCAGUCGUGGAGAAGCAGAGGGCAGACAAAGAGAAGAAUGUCUAUGUCCACAUAACCUUCAUCUCCCCACUUAUCAGGACUGGUUUGGAGCCCUGACAUGUACACACUACUGACUUACACCCCCUACUGACUGAUAUAUUGUUUUUUAAUAUCCUGGACUUCACAGAAGCUGCCACGGAUUUUUUUUUUUAAUUGGAAUUUUCUAUUGAAAUUAUUUUUCUAGAAAUGUAUUUUGUUGUUACGCAAAUUAGCUAAUAGGUAUAGUUAAUAUUUUGGAAUGCUUUAGAAUAUAUUAAAUACUGUAUAUGUGUUAAAAUAUUGCAGAAUAUAUUUUCAUGGUAGGAAUUCUUUGUAAUCAGAAGCAGAAUAUAUAUUUUUCUGUUUAGGCUAAUAUUUUUAUAAUAGUGUUUGCAGUGACGGAAGAUUUCAUUUUUUAUGGAUGAAGAUACUUCGGGAACAUAUUGAAAUGGAGAACUACAGUAUUUAGGGAACUGGGUUGGAAAUGUAGGUUAUCAUGCAGUACUGCUGAGGUUAAGGGAUUUUAUGCAGUACAUAUCAAUUUGGCAUGUCCUUGGAUGUGCCAAAUCAAUACCAAGCUAGACAUCAGGAAUCCUGUAAAACCAUUCCUACUAGCAAUGUAUUAUAAACACCAUAUGGUAGUCUUCCUCAUUUUAAAAUGGAUCAAGGGGUGCCUUUUAUUUCCAUCCAGCCACUUGCAGUUGCUCCUGUGUGCCCUCUUUAAGCCCAGUAGGGCCGUUACUCACAUGCACCUUUUUUUCUGUGGGGUUGCACUGCAGACAUCAGACUACAGCACCCAUAAGGUUAAUGUUUUAGAACAGAAAAUAUCCGUAUAUAUUUAUAGUGUUAUUACUUGCUAUGCUCAUAAAAUAAGCUAUCAGUAAUAAUACAUUUCCUGCUUAGGUGCAAUUAGGGGAACACAUCUCUAAUAAGCAUGCUGUAGGGACACCAGCAGGCAGACUGAUCAGCAAGACUGUUAUAAUGAUUACUCGUUACACAGGUAAUUAUUAGCAUUGCACUUUCUGAAAAAGAACAACAGUUUAUGAUGAAUUUGUAUGAUUUUAUUACUAAAAAUUAAUUUUAAUUUAUGAGUGAUUUGUUCUUUUACACUGGGUAGUAAUGCGGUGCUCUUUAUAUGCAAUAAUCUUCAGAGUAUCCAAAUUAUUAAAUACAUUUUUGUAAUGUGAUCCUGUGUGGGACUACCAUUGAGAAGAGUUUUGAAGGAGGCUAUUUUUUUUAUUACAGCUGAUCCAUCACUUUCAUAAAUAUAAGGGAGGGCAGCCUUUGCUUAUUGCCACUCACAUAUCCAGUUUUAUUGGCAGGGAAAACUAUUCUACAUUUAGAAGAAAUAUCCAAGUAAAUAUAUUCCCAAUAGGUUUUCAAGUUUUUUGUAUCUUUAAAACAUCUUUAUGGUUGUUAACAUGCUUUAAUACGCUAUUUUUGCCAAGGGACAGGACCUGUGCACCUAAGCACCCCAAGUAGAGCUCUACAGAUUUUGUAUAAAACAGUUUCCCAGCAAAAAUAUUCAUUCUGCUUUUCCACCUCUCUGAAAACUCAGAAGUGCUUUUUUCAUGUUCUCUCUCUAGGACUGACCCAGCAAUAUCAUAUUUUAUAAUUUUGUGCAGGCCAACCAUCUGUAGAACCCUCAUUUUUGUCAUAGCUAUGGGUUGCCACCUGCCAGCUUCUCUUUUCCAUUGCUUUUGUACAGAUCAGCUACAGUCCCAGCUACAACUACAGCCACAUAAGGGUUGAUUCUCGGGCUGUGACCAAAAGCAGACCAAAUAUCAGCCCCCUAUGCUCCAAUUAGCUUUUUGAUGUACCUGCAUGCAGAGCCACUGUGUUAGCCCAGGUACAGGCACACAAAGUGAAUAUUGAUGCCAAAAUACAUACUUUGCCGCUGAAAUCUGCUCCGCAUGCCUGCAUCUGGGCCGACACAGUGGCUCCAUUUGCAGGCACAUGUGAAUUCUGAUUCCCGCCCUAAAUGACAAGCUUUCAAAAGUGAAGGGUUGCCUGCCUUUGUUUAAGAUUCAUUUCCAUGGGGCACCAUUAACAAGGUGAAAAGGCCUGGUUUAGCACAAAAUGGUUUAGCCAGGACCAUAAACUCUGCCAGGAGAGAAGUCCAUUAGCUGCACCCAAACUAUUGAUGAGCCAUAACUUAUGACUUUUCCUGGAAAAAAUACUGAUCUUCCUGUGUAUGUUGUUUUUUCUUCUCUAUUGUUAACAAUAGCAUCAAGUGUAAACUUUGUCAGCCAGGUGGCAACUAUACUCUCUGAGUAAAGUGUUUUAACCAAGUGGCUUGGAAAAUCGAGUGUUCCUUUAGGAACACAUGUACGCAAGUGCAGUCUAGUGUCAUUUUUGGUGACACAUUUGCACCCAAUUCUUUAGGCACUUCUAUUGAUGCUGGGCAGUGUAUGCAGGAUACCCCUGUAUCAAUAGGCACAGCAAUGCUCAAUUCGGAACGGAAGGCAGGAAGGACUGGAGUGGCACUGAGUGCAACUAUUCAAAAGUGCAAGGAGCACAUUAUGAUGCAAGUACCUUUAGUGAAACACACCUGACUUGAGAGAUCACAGCUGCACUUGUGGACAUACAUGAUCCCUAGUCUCUUGCUAGAUUUAUUAUGCCUAGGACAAUAUAGGGAUAUUUUAUGGCAAAAUCAUUUGCAAGGAUAAGUGAGUUGUUAAAGGAUGGCAAAAAUAUUAGGUUUGGGCUCAUAUUUGCUGGUGGAAUAAGCUAAAUAAUUAUGUGAUAAAGUGAUGUUCCUUCCCUUCCUGGCUUUGGCACAGGAUGAGAAUGAAGGUGCUAACUUGCUUGCACUAAAAGGUCUUUCUGAAACCUAAUAAAACUUAAUUCAAAAUAAUCAUACCUUGUGCUUCAGUGGGUUUGCAUUGUAUGCAGUUUUUAUAAAUAGUGACUUUGUGUCUAUCACUGUAUCUCUUUUUACUGUUCUUCAUUAUCUAAGAAGGCUUCUGCAGCAGUUACUGACUAUUAUGCUUUGUAUAUUUUUAUAUACUGACUGUUCAAAAAUAGCAUCCUUUCACACUGUACAUGUUUAUUAAAUUAUAUUGUGGAUGGGUAAAAUCUAAAA